GUGCUUUCUUUCUCUCUUUAAUUUCUCUUCCCCUGAAAAAACUCAGAUUCAGUUUUUUCUUUUUUUUUCUUUUUUUCCCUAAAAUAAGAGAACGAAAACUCAGAUUCAAUUCAAAUAAUUAUUCAAAGCUUUUUAUUUAUCUUUAUAUUUAUAUUUAGAUUUUUUGUUAAGAGAAUAAGGGAUAGUAGCGAUAAAAAGAUAAGGAUGCAGCAAAACAGUGGUUCGGAUUCGCAACCGUCGCAGGAACAGAACCAGCGGCAGCAGCAACAGUCUCAACAACCGCCGCAAUCACAGCCGCAGUGGGUGGCGAUGCAGUAUCCGGCUGCAGCUAUGGUAAUGCAGCAUCAAAUGAUGCAGCCGCAGCAUUUCGUGGCGCCGCCACCUUCACCUCAGCAGUAUAUGCCUUACCAUCAUCACCAUCAACAAUACCAGCACCACCAUGGCCACGUGCAACACUCGCAGCAGCAGCAAGGAUCUGGCGGCGGCGGCGAGAACAAGACCGUCUGGGUUGGUGAUUUGCAUCAUUGGAUGGACGAGAACUAUCUUCAUAGCUGCUUCGCUUCCACCGGAGAGAUUGCGUCCAUUAAGGUCAUUCGCAAUAAGCAGACUGGUCUAUCAGAAGGAUAUGGGUUUGUGGAAUUUUUUUCACAUGCAACAGCAGAGAAAGUUCUGCAAAAUUAUGGUGGCAUUUUGAUGCCAAAUACGGAACAACCUUUCCGUCUCAACUGGGCAACUUUUAGCACAGGAGAGAAGCGCUCAGAAAAUGGUCCGGAUCUUUCUAUAUUUGUAGGAGAUUUAGCUGCAGAUGUCACUGAUAGCCUGUUGCAUGAAACUUUUGCUAGUAAAUAUUCUUCUGUUAAAGCUGCAAAAGUUGUAAUCGAUGCUAAUACUGGUCGAUCGAAGGGUUAUGGUUUUGUGAGGUUUGGAGAUGAUACUGAGAGGUCACAAGCCAUGACCGAAAUGAAUGGUGUAUAUUGUUCUAGCAGGCCUAUGCGUAUUGGGGCUGCAACUCCCAGGAAAUCCUCUGGUUAUCAGCAACAAUAUUCGUCACAAGGUGGAUAUGCAUCAAAUGGUGCUUCAAAUCAAUCUGAUGGAGAUUCUUCCAACACAACAAUAUUUGUUGGAGGGCUUGACCCUAAUGUCACUGAGGAAGACCUAAGGCAACCUUUCUCUCAGUAUGGUGAAAUAGUCUCCGUUAAAAUACCUGUUGGAAAGGGAUGUGGCUUUGUACAAUUUGCCAACAGGAACAAUGCUGAGGAGGCACUGCAGAAGUUGAAUGGGACAGUUAUUGGCAAGCAAACAGUGCGUCUUUCUUGGGGUCGCAAUCCAGCUAAUAAGCAGUUUAGAGCUGAUUAUGGUAACCAGUGGGGUGGAGCUUACUAUGGAGGGCAGGUCUAUGAUGGCUACGGAUAUGCUCUUCCACCACCUCAUGACCCGGGCAUGUAUGCGGCUGCUGCAGCCGCAUAUGGGGCUUAUCCUAUCUAUGGCAGUCAUCAGCAGCAAGUAAGCUGAAGUAAUAACAGCAGGAGAGAACUUGUAGCUCUAGUAAGUAGGCACUCACACUAGAGGGGGGGGCAAACUACCUUGUUAGUUGUUACUCCGUAGCUCUCUUGGUUCUGUAGAAUCCUUAUAAAAUCCCUCCGAAUGUGGAGUGGAACUGAAUUUUGACCCCUUCAGUAGCUUUCUAGGGAUUGGAUUCAUUAUUUGUUUAAUUCUAUGUGAGUUAAAAGGGAAAACUCGGUGGUUGGAAUAUAUGACUUCGCUGACGUGUGUGGUAGUUUGCUGCAUGAAUAAACGUUGCUUCAUAAAUAAGA
This is a messenger RNA of Theobroma umbraticum, 1814 nucleotides long. Its product is annotated as polyadenylate-binding protein RBP47-like. Gene Ontology annotation, cellular component: cytosol. NCBI's taxonomy places the organism in Eukaryota, Viridiplantae, Streptophyta, Magnoliopsida, Malvales, Malvaceae. The record is from RefSeq and is a predicted model, not a curated record. Gene Ontology annotation, molecular function: mRNA binding.